Molecule: messenger RNA, 1279 nt
Organism: Cucurbita maxima (winter squash)
Lineage: Eukaryota; Viridiplantae; Streptophyta; Magnoliopsida; Cucurbitales; Cucurbitaceae
Product: piRNA biogenesis protein EXD1-like
Exons: 10
Coding region: 59-1087 (342 amino acids)
Biological process (GO): nucleobase-containing compound metabolic process
Molecular function (GO): 3'-5' exonuclease activity; RNA binding
Source: RefSeq, a predicted model, not a curated record
CCAUUUUCAUUCAUGAUCAAUUUCAUAUUGUUUUCUUUGUCUAUCUUUCUUCCUCUUAAUGAAUGCUUCGUUAUUGCAAGUUCGUGGUCUAUGGAUUGACGUGCGAUUCUUCGUAGCAAGUGAAAAUCAGAACGAUCCUGAAGCCAACAAAACCUUGGUUCCUAUUCAUAUUGUUACUCAUGCAUCUCAACUCCCUAACGAAUUUGUUGAUCCAUCACCUGAAAAGCCUCUGGUAGUUGGCUUUGAUUGUGAAGGUGUCAGCCUGUGUUGCCAUGGAAGUCUUUGUAUCAUGCAGAUUGCAUUUCCAGAUGCUAUAUAUCUGGUUGAUGCUGUUCAGGGAGGAGAGGAACUUGUGAAAGUCUGUAAGCCUGCCCUUGAGUCCACAUAUGUCACGAAAGUUAUUCAUGAUUGUAAACGAGAUAGUGAGGCAUUGUACUUUCAGUUUGGUAUUAAGUUGAACAACGUUAUUGAUACACAGAUUGCAUAUUCACUUAUAGAGGAGCAAGAGGGAUGGACAAAGACGCCAGAUAACUAUAUCUCCUUUGUUGGUCUUCUUGCAGAUUCACGUUAUUGUGGUGUAUCAUAUGUGGAGAAGGAAGAGGUCCGCCUCCUACUUAGGCAGGACCCGAAGUUUUGGACCUAUAGACCAUUGUCUGAAUUGAUGGUCCGUGCAGCUGCUGAUGAUGUACGCUUUCUGCUUUACAUCUAUCACAAGUUGAUGGAGAAAUUGAAUCAUCAAUCGCUGUGGUACCUCGCAGUGCGUGGUGCUUUGUACUGCCGGUGUUUCUGCAUCAGUGAUAAUGGAUAUGCUGACUGGCCUCCCCUCCCUUCUGUUCCAGAUAACCUUGUAGUAGAGGGCAAAGCUCCUGAGGAAGAAAUUCUUUCAGUCUUAGACAUUCCCCGUGGAAUGAUGGGUCGCGUAAUUGGUAGGAGAGGAGCCUCAAUUUUGGCAAUAAAGGAAUCUUGCAAGGCGGAAAUUCUCGUUGGCGGCGCUAAGGGCCCACCGGACAAGGUUUUCGUCAUUGGACCCGUGAGGCAGGUAAGGAAGGCAGAAGCUAUGAUACGAGGAAGCUUGCUUGAAAUAUGAUUGAAUGAAUAUGAAAACCGUGUUGUGAUGAACAUGAACGCAAAAUCCUCAAUAUUAAGAAUACAGUUUCAGCUGCUAAUACUAGUAGAUCCCGUAUGGAGGGGAUUACUUUACAUACUUCACAAUCUUUUGUAUAGGUACAGUAGCUUUGAGAAGCAAAUUUUAUGUGAAAAAUAUUAUCAAAUCAAAAUA